AUGUGGUAUGGUACACGAUGUCAUAAUAAUAAUAAUAAUAUAGCUGUACAAAUUUUAUUGCAUUUUUGAGUUUGCGGAUCUAUGUAUUAUAAUUAGAUGUGUCUCUAUAAUAUUAUAUCCGACUUUAGCAAUGAUCGUGAUUACAAUUAUGAUAACAUGUGUGUUGAGUUCGAAAUCGAGUCUUUGCGACGACGAAUACCAAAUUGAAAAUAACGGCGAGGUCGCGAUCAGUGAAAUAUCAUUUCCAUUUAUGGUGAACGUGGCCGGUACUUCGUCGAGCAAACCGGAAUUCACGAACCGGAGAUUGCACCGGGACUACCGAGUCGGUACUAGCGAACUAUAUGAUCACAACCAAGAGAGACGACAUCGACGUCACACGCUGCAGGUGUACUCAAAGAAGUCAUUUAAGGUCGUUACGGGCAGACCAAGCAAUGCGUUUUUAAGAGACGAGGAAAAAUCUGUGUUCGAUAAGUAUGAAGGCGUGUUUGGCCGCUGUGAUGGACGCGGUAAACGAGUUAUAAGAAAUUGACCACUGAAUCGUCAAAUUGUCUCCUUCGUCGUUGUUAUUCAUAAUAAUAUAACAAUAAUAAUUAUAUAAUUAAUAGUUAAUCAAGCAUUCCAUUAUUUUUGGAUAGUAGGUAUUGGUAUUGUUUGUUAUUAUUUAUUUAAAUGGACU
Myzus persicae (green peach aphid) is the source of this 676-nucleotide messenger RNA. RefSeq lists its product as uncharacterized. The transcript has 2 exons. NCBI's taxonomy places the organism in Eukaryota, Metazoa, Arthropoda, Insecta, Hemiptera, Aphididae. The coding region runs from base 131 to 529 and encodes 132 amino acids. The record is from RefSeq and is a predicted model, not a curated record.